Parnassius mnemosyne (clouded apollo) is the source of this 1680-nucleotide messenger RNA. The record is from the annotation of a GenBank genome assembly. NCBI's taxonomy places the organism in Eukaryota, Metazoa, Arthropoda, Insecta, Lepidoptera, Papilionidae.
AUGAAGGCUUUAGUUGCAACUGUAAUCAGUCUUGCACUUACGACUGUGGUAAUCGGCAAUGCCUAUUACCAAAAGAAACAAUUUUAUCCAUCAAUAGUGUACCUUACAAAUUCAAAUCCUAGCAUGGCUGUAAUGUAUUUACAAGCUUUUAUCCUUGUACUUCUUAUUGGAAAAUUGUUGCGAAAAAUAUUUUUUGGACAGCUACGACCCGCGGAAUUUGAGCAUUUGAUAGAAAGGUCUUGGUAUGCAAUAACUGAAACUUGUCUGGCUUUUACUGUCUUCAGAGAUGAUUUUAAUCCAAAAUUUAUUGCUUUGUUCACUCUCUUGCUAUUUUUGAAAGCAUUUCAUUGGCUUGCUGAGGAUAGAGUUGACUAUAUGGAGCGGAGCCCUGUAAUUGGUUGGUUAUUCCAUGUGAGAAUACUUUCUUUGCUGAUGCUUUUAUCACAUGCUGAUUUUUACUUUAUCCAUCAUGCAUAUCAAUUUACUAUUUCAAAAGGACCUUCAGUGCAAUUAGUGUUUGGAUUUGAGUAUAGUAUAUUGAUAAUUAUGAUUGUCAACAUAUUGAUAAAGUAUGUCUUGCAUGCGAUUGAUUCGCGGUGGGAAGCCCCAUGGGAGAGUAAGACAGCAGUACUCUUGUACACUGAAUUGGCAAUCAAUUUCCUGAAAGUACUUCUCUAUAUUGGAUUCGUUGCUGUUAUGGUCAGGAUAUAUACCUUACCUCUCUUUGCUUUCCGGCCAAUGUAUGAAACAAUGAGGAGUUUUAAGAAAGCCUACAAUGAUGUGGUACUUUCACGGCGCGCGAUACGCAACAUGAACACUUUAUAUCCCGACGCGACGCCGGCCGAACUAGCUGCCGCUGACAAUGAGUGCAUAAUUUGUCGAGAGGAGAUGCAUAGUGGCGCGAAGAAGCUGCCUUGCAACCACAUAUUCCACGCUGCGUGCCUAAGACUGUGGUUCCAGCGUCAGCAGACUUGUCCCACGUGCAGGCUUAACGUGCUACGAGCGCCGGCACCGGAACAACCGCACGCGCCCCCUAAUGUACCCCAUGGCAAUGCACCGCCCGGCAAUGUACCCCACGGCAAUGCACCACCCGGAAAUGUACCGCCCGGCAAUGUUCCACAUGGCAAUGCGCCCGUGCCGCCGCCAGCAGCCAACAUCGUGCCACCGCCCUUCCCUAACAUGCCGCCUCCACCGAUGAUGGCAUGGGGUAUGCCACCGCCGCCACCACGGCCUGCUUCCCUCGCCAAUUUGUCCACCGCAGAGCUGCAGCGUAUGGAGGGCCACGAACGCAGGAAUAUUGAAGCGCGUUUGCAGUUGCUUCGGGAAAUUCAAGCGAUGUUGGAUGCGUCAGUGCUUCUGAUGCAGCAAUACUCAACGGUGGUGGCUAACCUGCCGCAGAACAGCGCCAAUGUUGCCACGCAGACUGAAAUAUUCCGAACCGAGCCUUCGCCAGAACCGUCGCCAGUAAAAGUGAAAACAGAGCCAGACGUUGUUCCAACCACAUCCAAUUACAAGCAGCCUGCAGCCACUCCAUCAACCAGCACCGCUACAGUCACAGAGGACUUUGAAGAUGUGUCUUCAUCUGAGACAACUAAUUUAAAUGUGAAAAGAGAGAAGACUGAUGCUGAUGCGGAAGAACUAAGAAGACGUCGAUUGCAAAAAUUCACAAUGGAGAAAUAA